Messenger RNA from Callorhinchus milii (elephant shark), 917 nucleotides. Its product is annotated as tumor necrosis factor receptor superfamily member 9. Gene Ontology annotation, molecular function: signaling receptor activity; cytokine binding. Lineage: Eukaryota; Metazoa; Chordata; Chondrichthyes; Chimaeriformes; Callorhinchidae. The transcript is spliced from 7 exons. The record is from RefSeq and is a predicted model, not a curated record. The coding region runs from base 14 to 823 and encodes 269 amino acids. Gene Ontology annotation, cellular component: external side of plasma membrane. Gene Ontology annotation, biological process: regulation of cell population proliferation.
UUGGCUUACUACGAUGACACAUCUCAUUGCACAGAUCUGCGCUCUCUCCUCUCUCCUCAUUGCUGUCACGUUGGCUGUCAAUUGCCCAAGAGGUACAUAUAAGACUCAAAAUACGUGCAAACCCUGUCCAGCAACAAGCUUCUCCAACGAUGAAAACCUCAGGCGGUGUCAACGAUGCCAGUCAUGUUUCGGGAGCAAGUUCCGAGUGGAGCGACAGUGUACGGCCAUCUCCAACACCAAGUGUGGCUGUGUCCAGGGCUACAUGUGCAGCAAUGACGCCUGUGAUCAGUGUAUGGCCCAUCGGUCCUGCCUACCGGGUCAAAGGAUCGUCAAAGAAGGCACCUCAAACUCCGAUACCGAGUGCACUGGUUGUGAUGAGGGAAGCUUUUCCAAGACAGAGGGGGAACCAUGCAUACCUUGGACUGACUGCUCAACCAAAGGAAUGUUUGUGACCAGAAACGGCUCCAGCACUCAGGACAGGGAGUGCAGUCCAACUCCUCCCAGGAGCAUCCAGGCCAGAACAUACACCGCAAGCACAAGCACAAGCUCCACAACACCGCAACACAGCCCACAGUUCAAAGUGUAUCCGGAAAAGGAUGCAAAUGUUCUAGGAAUCCUGGCGGCGUUCCUGGUGCCGUGCCUGUUCAUCCCGUUCACCAUGUUCGCUGUGAUUUUGACCAGGAAACGGCACAAAAGGAUGCCCAAAAAAGAUGAUACCCCUGUGGCCCAGACAGAGGAUGAUGCCUGUAGCUGUCACUAUCCUGUGAAAGAGCUGGGAGACGAUAGCACAGACUCUUCUCAGGACAGUUUGCUCACAGUAUGACCAAACCCAGAUCAUCCUGGACCAUCCUAUCACAGUGCAACCAAUCCUAGACCAGACGUCGCUGGGAACACGCAGCAGGUUAGGCAGCAUCUAU